ACUUCAGGAGCUGUUCCAGCAGGAGAAAGGCAGAAAGCGUCUGUCAGUUCCUCCUAGCCCAGGCAGGCUCAGACCCAGUGCUGCUGAUGAAAACAAGGGUAUCCAGGAUUCCUCUCCUCGUAACCCAUCACCUGUGGUUCAAAAUGGGGACAAAGAAGACCGUCACCUCUGCACACUUCCCUCAACCACCUCCUCCCAGUUAUCACCAGGAGACCUUGGAGCCGAAACAGUCUCUGCUGGACCCUCCUUCAGUGAGCCUGACUCUGUCAGCAUCCCUGAAGAUGUGUUUGACGGACACCUGUUAGGUUCCACUGACAGCCAGGUUAAAGAGAAGUCCACCAUGAAAGCCAUCCUUGCCAACUUCCUGCCUGGCAACAGCUACAACCACAUCCCCUUCCCAUUUGAUCCAGACCAACACUACUUGAUGUACGAACAUGAGCGUGUCCCCAUUGCAGUGUGUGAACGAGAGCCAAGCUCCAUCAUYGCCUUUGCUCUCAGCUGCAAAGAGUACAAAACAGCUUUGGACAAUCUGUGCAAGGCUUCAAACACAGCAGAAGAUGAGACUCCACAACCCCUCAGCAGUUCAGAGAAUCGGGUGAGGAGCAGUCCUGCCAGGCCCACUGAGUGUUUGUUGUCUCAGCAGAGCCGCAGCAACACAGAUGGAGAUUCCCUCAAGGACAUUGACUCAGUCGAUAAGCAGAAGAAACAGACACUGAAUCCACACAUUGAACUGCAGUUUUCAGACGCCAAUGCCAAGUUCUACUGUCGCAUCUACUACGCUGAGGAGUUCCACACAAUGCGUGAGGAGAUCAUGGAGAGCAGCGAGGAGGACUUUGUUCGUUCGCUGUCCCACUGCGUCAACUGGCAGGCUCGGGGGGGGAAGUCUGGAGCUAUGUUCUAUGCUACAGAAGAUGACCGCUUCAUCCUGAAACAAAUGCCCAGGCUGGAGGUCCAGUCCUUCUUGGACUUCGCUCCAAACUACUUCACCUACAUUAUCGGAGCCGUGCAACAGAAGAGGCCUACUGCACUUGCCAAGAUCCUGGGAGUUUACAGGAUCGGAUACAAGAACUCCCAGAAUAAUACAGAGAAGAAACUGGACCUGCUUGUCAUGGAGAACCUCUUCUAUGGGCGAAAGAUGGCUCAGGUGUUUGAUCUGAAAGGCUCGCUGAGGAAUCGGAAUGUUAAGACGGACUCGGGUAAGGAAAGCUGCGAGGUGGUUCUUCUGGACGAGAACCUGCUGAAGUUGAUCCACGACAACCCACUCUACAUCCGCUCCCACUGCAAGGCCAUUCUGCGUGCCGCCAUUCACAGUGAUGCCUACUUCCUGUCCAGUCACCUCAUCAUUGACUACUCACUGUUGGUGGGGCGGGAUGAUGCUACGGACCAGCUGGUGGUUGGGAUCAUAGAUUAUAUCCGGACAUUUACAUGGGACAAGAAACUGGAGAUGGUUGUUAAAUCCACUGGAAUCCUGGGAGGUCAAGGGAAGAUGCCCACUGUGGUUUCUCCAGAGCUGUACAGGUCCCGCUUCUGCGAGGCCAUGGAUAAAUACUUCCUGAUGGUGCCGGACCACUGGACUGGCCUGGGRACCAACUGCUGAAGUGUGAACGCAGCAGAUGAAAUCCUGACGUUGGCAUCAUUACAUAGCUGCAGUUUAUUUUAUUUUAUAUUUUCUAAUCUAAAUCUGAGUCAGGAUGUGCUGCGGUGAGAUCCCUCUCACUCCCCAUCCUCCGAACAUCACACAGUCUUAUUUUUUUAUUUGGUCCCAUAUUGAGACUGGAGCCAUAGAACCUCCAGUCUGGUGGUUUUCAAGUAAUUUAAUGUUGAUACAGAGAUUGUACAACAUGAUCAAUAUAACUAUUAAAGUAUUGUUAACACUCUUGGAUGAUUGUGAGAACAUUUUUGUAUUGAUCAUAGUCUUUCACAUGCUGUUGUGGUUUUUGAUAUGUUGCUCAAAACAUGGUGUGGCACAAGAACUCGGGGCGGAAAUUCUGUAAUUUUUGCCUCAUGGCUUCUUUUCGUGUACAUUUCCGUCAUUUUGAAGAGUUGCUGGAAAAUGUCAGGUUGUAGCAGGUUUGAAUAGUUAUGAUAGUACCAUGUACUUCUGUUGUWUUAAACAGAUUUCUUCCUA
Molecule: messenger RNA, 2128 nt
Organism: Austrofundulus limnaeus
Lineage: Eukaryota; Metazoa; Chordata; Actinopteri; Cyprinodontiformes; Rivulidae
Product: 1-phosphatidylinositol 3-phosphate 5-kinase
Biological process (GO): phagosome-lysosome fusion; regulation of reactive oxygen species biosynthetic process; neutrophil chemotaxis
Cellular component (GO): cytoplasmic vesicle; vesicle membrane
Molecular function (GO): ATP binding; 1-phosphatidylinositol-3-phosphate 5-kinase activity; 1-phosphatidylinositol-5-kinase activity
Source: RefSeq, a predicted model, not a curated record